AUGGACGACAAUUUGGCCGCCGAGAUCGCCAGAAUAGAGGCGGAGCUUGAGGCUGACCGCCAGUUUCGCGAGCUGCAACAACGACAGCAGCAGCAGCAGCAGCAACAACAACAGCCGUUUGGCGCCAUGGAUGCCACAAGCGCCUUUGAAAGGGCAUCCGCUGCGGAAAAUAAUCCGCACCCCGCGCAGCGCCAGCGGAUGUUCGCCCACGGCGGAGACCCCAUGGCGGCGCAGCAGCAGCAGCAGCAGCAGCCGGGUGUGAUGGCCCCGACGUCGGGGCAGCCGCAUCAGUUCUCAAAGGACAGCGACGGCCGCUCCAUAUUUGUGGGGAACCUCCCGCGGGGCGAGAACGGCGGCCCGACCACCACGCCGGAGGAGCUGGCGCAGUUCUUUGCCGAUUGCGGACAAAUACUGAACUGCACCGUUCUGCGUGACCGCGGAACGGGCGAGUUGAAGGGCACGGCAUACGUGGAGUUUGCAUCGUACACCGCCAUGGGGAAGGCCAUUGACACCAAGAAUAAUGCCAGCUUCAAGGGCAGUACCAUCAUUGUAUGUUGA
Molecule: messenger RNA, 558 nt
Organism: Trypanosoma cruzi
Lineage: Eukaryota; Euglenozoa; Kinetoplastea; Trypanosomatida; Trypanosomatidae
Exons: 1
Coding region: 1-558 (185 amino acids)
Molecular function (GO): RNA binding
Source: RefSeq, a predicted model, not a curated record